CUCUUUCACACGAUGCUCGCUAGUAUUCGACGAAGCGAACCAAGAGGCGAUGAAAAUCAAGUACUGCACCAAAGUGGUGGAUUGCCUGUCCGGUACACAUGUCAUGUGCUUGUACGGAAAUAAGACAAUAAUGGGCCCUAGAUGUAGCGGUGGUAAAAUGCUUCCGCUUACUGAAGAUGAAAAAACAAUGGUAUUAGACAUACUUAAUGAGUUUAAGCGAAAUUUGGCUCAAGGCAAAGAAAACCUUCCAAAGGCGUACGGCAUGAGAAAGCUGUUCUGGCACGAUUCCUUGGCCGAAUUUGCCCAGGCGUGGGCAAACCAAUGUGAUGGAGGCCGGCAUGACCUGUGUAGAGCUUCAGAAGAGUUCCCUAGUGCGGGCCAGGCUAUGUACACUGUACGAUUCAACUACCCAGACUGGAGUUUACAAGACGUACAAUUUAAAGAUAAGUCCAAAACCCUAACGCCAGAGAAAAGGGCACAAGUCAUCGAAUCUUUUACAGAAGCUAUCUACGAUACCAGCGACGACGUGAAUCAACAGCAAAUAGAAAACUAUCCCAGCGGCGACUUCAAUGUCAAAUAUCUAAUGGCAGUCCACGGGACUACCACAAACGUCGGCUGUGGGAUGUCUAGCUUCCAUGAUUACUAUAGGACCACAGAUAAUAACCCGAUCAUUUUCCAUGCAGUAAUAAUUGUUUGUAACUUCUCUAGUCAGCCAAAAGAGGGCGAGAAAGUGUACGAGACCAAGUGGUCUGAUGGGGAGGGUUGGACGACAUGUGGCUGUCCCGACGGCUUCAUUGAAGAUGACUGUCUCUGUGUACCAGGAAAACUUCCAGACCACAAAAAUGACACACAAAGUGAAAACAGAUAUGGCCAACAAAAUAAAGACAAGGAUGACCAACAAAACAAGGACAAGGAUGACCAACAAAAUAAAGACAAGGAUGACCAACAAAACAAGGACAAGGAUGACCAACAAAAUAAAGACAAGGAUGACCAACAAAAUAAAGACAAGGAUGACCAACAAAAUAAAGACAAGGAUGGCCAACAAAACAAGGACAAGGAUGACCAACAAAAUAAAGACAAGGAUGACCAACAAAACAAGGACAAGGAUGACCAACAAAAUAAAGACAAGAAUGGCCAACAAAAUAUAACAGAAGAUAAAAAUGACCAAGGUACAUGUAAUCGUGAUGACCCUAGCUGCAGUCCUCGAAUCGUGUUAAUGCCAAUCAUCACCGUCGAGAAUGCGGACCCGGACAGAUUAAACGAAGCUGAGAUGAUUGCUUUGCCUAACCAUCUAGCGCAAUUAGCACAAAGAAAACAACAGUUAAGACAAAAAAUCAAGGAUCGUAUUCAAAAUGUUAGGGACCGAUAUUUUAAGAACUAUGUAGUUCUUGAACCUGGAACAAGAUUUUCUAACGGGGGACCAAUAGACGAAGAUAUGUUCGUACUAUCUAAAAAUAACCCAAGUUAUGCGACUAACAUGAAUCACAGGAAACUAAAUAAUUUUGGCACUAAUGCAAUAAGAAGGAACAUCAAAAUAAAAGACAGAAGAGAUUUUUCAGAUUUAGAUCAGCUAGUAUCAGAAUAUUUGUUGAACUUGCACGAUGACAAAGCAAUGGACUCCACAGCUGAUAUGACAGACAGAUCAGUCCAUCGUAUGAGAGAGAAUAAUAUCAAUGCCAAAGAAUCGAAUACUCAAAAUUAUAACCCAAGUACGCUAAACCUACAGGAUGAUGCACAAGGUUAUAGAAAAGCAAUUAGUAAUCCUGAUUAUGCUAUCGAAGAUCAUUUAAAUAAUGACUAUGAACCGAGAACCAUGGAAAGACAACGAAACAUUUUGCCAGAAACUGAACACAACCCAUUAAAUAUCCAAGCAGACGACACAAACAAUUAUGAUUAUCAGUUAUAUUCUGAAAAUAACCAAGAAUACGGCAAUGUUAAUCCACGAUAUGUUGUCGAAGAUUAUCCUGGAUUUCAAAAUGACGAAAAAUUUGACGAACGUGGCCGCGAACAUAACAGACAACUUAUUUAUGAUGCGAAUGAAAUAACGCAUUAUUACUUAGACAGAUUGAACGAGAACACUAACACUGGGCAACAGCUAGACACAGAAACACUCAGAGGAUACAGAGUGGACACAGGCACCGACACUAAACACAGAUACGAGCACAGGCGGCCUUUGCAUUAUGAAAUAAAAACCAGGAAGUUUCAGCGCCACCCCCAAAACGAUGGCGGCGAGAUGAAGCAUCAUAAACCACGCUACUACGUUCCUGAUCGAGCGAACCUCUAGCAUAGAUAAUUAAUAAUUAUUUGUAAAUAAAACGAAAAAGAUUCUUAGUACAAGCAUGAUGUACGGGUUACUACAAUGAGCAAGACAUCCGGUGAUAAGCAAGGCUUGGAAAAACGCCCGUCAGUUUAAAACAUACCCUGUUCCGUACAACAGGGACUUCUUUAGGCCUCAUUCGCACGAGCGCUUUUUCAACGCGCGUUAAAAAAGCGUUUGAAUCACACAAUCCAUCCGCCAUAAAUACAAUCAAUCAUAAUUUUAAUCAAACGCUCGACGUAUUUCGAUCUGCAACAAGGAUUAUAUUAUCGACAGCAUCACCUCAUCUCCUGCAGAAAAAUCUCAGAGCGGCAAGUUAGCACCACAUGGUUUACCGCGAACGCGAUUAUGCAAGAUCGACAUAGGUAGAUAACGAAAUUUCGAUUUCAAUUUUCACGGUAGGCCCUCUGGUUAUGCUUUUGGAGAAUAGAUGUACAUAUAGGUAUCGAGAAAAAAAUACUUAAAUUCCGUGAGUGAGCCCUUACAAAUCACGGAGAUUUUGUAUUUUUUUAUUUUGUUUACGUAAAAAUUUUUUUU
This is a messenger RNA of Cydia splendana, 2854 nucleotides long. RefSeq names its product protein PF3D7_1417600-like. The coding region runs from base 50 to 2284 and encodes 744 amino acids. The record is from RefSeq and is a predicted model, not a curated record. Lineage: Eukaryota; Metazoa; Arthropoda; Insecta; Lepidoptera; Tortricidae. The transcript is spliced from 14 exons.